UCCCACUACAAGUACCUGCAGGGGCACAACCGCGUGCACACCAGCGAGAGGCCCUUCACCUGCUCCAACUGCGACACGAGCUUCAAGACGGCGAAUCACCUGAAGAUGCACCGGCAGGUGCACACGGGCGAGAAGCCCUAUGGCUGCCCCACCUGCGACAUGAGCUUUGUCCACUUGUCGUGGCUACGGAAUCACCUGCUGGUGCACAGCAGUGAGCGGCCCUUCACCUGCUCCGACUGCGGCAAAGGCUUCAAGUCGUCCAAUCACCUGAAGAGGCACGGGAGCCUGCACGCCAGCGAGCGCCCCUACACCUGCAGCGACUGCGGCAAAGGCUUCACCCAGUCCAAAGACCUGCUGUCCCACCGGCGCCUCCACACCGGCGAGCGCCCCUACCGCUGCGCCCAGUGCGGCAAGGGCUUCACCCUCUCCAGUCACCUGCUGGAUCACCAGCGCAUCCACACUGGGGAGCGGCCCUAUACAUGCGCCCAGUGCGGCAAGAGCUUCAUCCAGUCCUCUCACCUGGUGGAGCACCAGCGCACCCACACCGGCGAGCGCCCCUACACCUGCGCCCAGUGCGGCAAGAGCUUCACCCACUCAAGCACGCUGCUGUCCCACCAGCGCACCCACACCGGGGAUCGCCCCUUCACCUGUACCCAGUGCGACAAGCGCUUCAUCCGGUCCAGUCAACUGCUGGAGCACCAGCGCACCCACACCGCGGAGCGGCCCUACACCUGCGACCAAUGCGGCAAGAACUUCAUCUUCUCCGGCAGCUUGCUGUCUCACCAGCGCACCCACACCGGCGAGCGCCCCUACGCCUGUGCCCAGUGCGGCAAGAGCUUCACCCAAGCCAGUCACCUGCUGAAGCACCAGCGCACCCACACUGGGGAGCGGCCCUACACCUGCACCCAAUGCGGCAAGGGCUUCAUCUGCUCCAACAGCCUGCUGGUGCACCAGCGCACCCACACCAGGGAGCGCCCCUACAUAUGCACCCAGUGCGGCAAGGGCUUCACCCGGUCUAGUCACCUGCUGGAGCACCAGCGCACCCACACCGGGGAGCGGCCCUACACCUGUACCCAGUGCGGCAAGUGCUUCACCCGGUCUAGUCACCUGCUGGUACACCAGCGCACCCACACCAGGGAGCGCCCAUUCACCUGCACCCAGUGCGGCAAGCGCUUCACCCGCUCCGGCACCCUGUUGGAUCAUCAGCGCACUCACACCGGCGAGCGCCUCUUCACCUGCACCCAGUGCGGCAAGGGCUUCACUCACUCCUCCAAGCUACUGUCCCACCAGCGGUUGCACACCGGCUCCCGUCCCGUCCCCAGCCCGGUGUGUGAAGAGCGCUUUGCCACGGCCUCCCAUGCCCUGUCUCACCAGCGCGUGCACACCAGUGGCCAGCCCUACGACUGCCCGUACUGCAGUGAGGAGUUUGACAGCUUGCGGGGGUUGCGGCAACACCGGCGGACCCAUGCCGGCGAGCAGCUGCUCGCACUGUGACAACAGAGAACGGGGGCUGCGGGAGAACCAGCGGUUACACACAGGAGACAGACCCUAUGUGUGCGCUGGGUGUGGCAAGGGUCUCACCUGCUGGAGCACCGACGAGUCCACACAGGCCAGCGCCCCUUCACCUGCCCGCUCUGCGGCAAGGCCUUUGCCCGCUCCUCCAGCCUGCUGGCACAAUGCCACGUGGAUGGAUAGGCGCUGUUCAGAUAGACACAAAAUGCUGGAAGGAAUGGGUAACGUUUCUGGGUCGAGACCCAUCUUCAAUGUCUACCCGAAACGUCACCCAUUCCUUGUCUCCAGAGAUGCUGCCUGUCCCGUAGUCUCCGCGCAUUCCAUUCUCUAGGCCCCCAUCCUCUCAUCUUCACCGUGGACGUCCAGUCACUACACCUCCAUCCCCCACCAGGAUGGUCUCAAAGCCCUCCGGUUCUU
Molecule: messenger RNA, 1929 nt
Organism: Amblyraja radiata (thorny skate)
Lineage: Eukaryota; Metazoa; Chordata; Chondrichthyes; Rajiformes; Rajidae
Product: zinc finger protein 135-like
Exons: 1
Coding region: 106-1494 (462 amino acids)
Biological process (GO): regulation of transcription by RNA polymerase II
Molecular function (GO): DNA-binding transcription factor activity, RNA polymerase II-specific; RNA polymerase II cis-regulatory region sequence-specific DNA binding
Source: RefSeq, a predicted model, not a curated record